Messenger RNA from Gekko japonicus, 1794 nucleotides. RefSeq names its product ribosome production factor 2 homolog (gene RPF2). The transcript has 10 exons. Gene Ontology annotation, cellular component: nucleolus. Bases 19 to 960 code for a protein of 313 amino acids. The record is from RefSeq and is a predicted model, not a curated record. Gene Ontology annotation, molecular function: rRNA binding. Lineage: Eukaryota; Metazoa; Chordata; Lepidosauria; Squamata; Gekkonidae. Gene Ontology annotation, biological process: maturation of LSU-rRNA from tricistronic rRNA transcript (SSU-rRNA, 5.8S rRNA, LSU-rRNA); ribosomal large subunit assembly.
CUUGCUCGGCCCGCGUGGAUGCAGGAGGGUAUUCCGCAAAAAAUGGAUUCGUUGGACAGAGUAGUGAAGCCUAAAACAAAAAGGGCGAAAAGGUUUCUUGAAAAUAGAGCGCCAAAGCUCACAGAAAAUACGAAGAAUGCCAUGUUCAUUAAAGGUGGGAAUGCAAGUUCAACAGUCACUGACGCACUCAAGGACAUUUAUGCUCUGAAAAAGCCAUUUGCUGUUCUAUAUAAAAAAAAAAAUGUUACAAGACCUUUUGAAGAUCAGACGUCAUUGGAAUUUUUUUCUAAGAAGUCUGACUGUUCUCUGUUCCUGUUUGGAUCACAUAAUAAGAAGAGGCCUAAUAAUCUGGUAAUAGGUCGUAUGUAUGAUUAUCAUGUCCUGGAUAUGGUUGAGUUGGGCAUUGAGAAGUUUGUGCGUCUCCGAGAUCUCAAGAACAGCAAGUGUCCUGAAGGAACAAAGCCUAUGUUGAUAUUUGCGGGGGAUGCAUUUGAUUUAAGUGAAAACCAUCGAAGAUUAAAAAGUCUUCUAAUCGAUUUCUUCAGAGGCCCUACUGUGCCCAGUGUACGCCUGGCAGGUUUAGAACAUGUUCUUCACUUCACAGCUGUGGAUGAAAAAAUCUAUAUGAGAAGUUACAAAGUAUUGUUGAAGAAGUCUGGUUGCAAAAUACCAAGGAUUGAACUUGAAGACAUGGGACCUUCACUAGAUUUGGUGAUAAGGAGGACUCAUUUGGCUUCAGAUGAUCUUUAUAAGUUAUCUCUAAAGCAGCCUAAAGCUCUCAAGCCAAAAAAGAAGAAAAAUAUCUCCCAUGAUGCAUUUGGUACAAAAUAUGGACGGAUCCAUAUGCAGAAACAGGAUCUGGAUAAACUGCAGACUAGAAAAAUGAAAGGGUUAAAGAAAAGGCCAGCUGAAAUGAAGACUGGAAAUGAACACAGUCCAAAGAAAGCAAAGUUGGGAUGAUAAAGUGAAACUGGUCUGAGUACUUGACAUUGAUGCUGUUCUGAUUUUAAACACCAUAUAUUCCUAAAUUUAAAUUCAGUGAUUGGUUUGAACAAGUGACUGGUUUGAACCACCUUUUCUCAAUGCAGUGGCAUCCAUGAUCCUUGUGGUCAUUUAUGCUUUUAAAGUAUUGUCGCUGAAAAUAUUAAAAUAUAUUUGUUUUCUAAGUAAUUGAAAAAUAAAUUCAUGAGAUGUCCUUCUAAACUUUAAGGGAGUGUGUUCCUGACAAAAAUGAGCAUAUCACUUUGAACAUAAGAAUGUUAUGAAGCGACUGUUUCUCUACACUUUCUUUGUGAUAUCUUCCCUCAUUGGGAGGGGGACAUUUUUUCUUAUCUUGCUAGUAAGGAAUAUACAAAAGAAUACUACAAAGAAAUGCAGAAAGCAUAAAGUCAUUGUGCCUCAUGGUCCUGCAUCACUCAGACAUCACUAGAACAUCAGACACCCUUAAGGAAUAGCUGCAGAUUUCAUCUUCAUGUGAACUAUCACAUGCUACAAUACAACAUCAGAUACAAGGCCCAGCACCCACCAAGUCUGAAAAUUGAAUUGCAGCAUGAGUUUAAUAGUGUCUGGGAGGCACAGGUCUUACUCUUUGUGGGAAAGCCUUGUACUGUUUCUCACAUUCUGUCACUAAAUGAUCAUUUCUGGGGGGAAACAGUAGCACCUUAAAUUUUCAGUUGUGUUUUAAAAAGAAUGCUACAAUACAUUUGUUACUUAAACUUUAAUCAGCUACAUGGAGUGGUCUCUCUCUCUCUCUCUCUCUCUCUCUCUCUCUCUCUCUCUCUCUCUCUCUCUCUC